Messenger RNA from Mesoplodon densirostris (Blainville's beaked whale), 2474 nucleotides. It is a transcript of the gene DPH2, whose product is annotated as diphthamide biosynthesis 2. Bases 208 to 1677 code for a protein of 489 amino acids. The transcript has 6 exons. NCBI's taxonomy places the organism in Eukaryota, Metazoa, Chordata, Mammalia, Artiodactyla, Ziphiidae. The record is from RefSeq and is a predicted model, not a curated record. Gene Ontology annotation, molecular function: 2-(3-amino-3-carboxypropyl)histidine synthase activity. Gene Ontology annotation, biological process: protein histidyl modification to diphthamide.
UUGGAGGCCCACGUGUAGCGGAGAAACGGGAGUUUGGAUGGGUCGGGGCCUGGCCCAACGGCUGCGGGCUGACUGACUCCCCACCACCACCACUCCCUCCCCACCCCCGCCCCCGCCCCCCAACCAAGCGACUCCGACACUUUGAGGGCCGUUUUUGAGAAGGCGGGGCCUGAAGCUGAUUGAGGGAGGUCCCCGCUGCCUCCCGCUAUGGAGUCUACAUUCAGCAGCCCCGCGGAGGCGGCGCUGCAGCGAGAGGCGGGCGCUGAGGGGCUGCGCACUCCUCCUGGGGACCUGGACCGAGUGUAUGAGCUGGAGCGAGUCGUUGGAUUUGUCCGCGACCUGGGGUGUCAGCGGGUGGCCUUGCAGUUCCCUGAUCAGCUAUUGGGAGAUGCUGGGGCCGUGGCUGCACGACUGGAGGAGGCCACAGGAUCGAAGAUGUUCAUUCUGGGAGACACAGCCUAUGGCAGCUGCUGUGUGGAUGUAUUGGGUGCUGAGCAAGCUGGAGCUCAGGCCCUUGUACAUUUUGGCCCUGCCUGCUUAAGCCCUCCUGCCCGCCCACUGCCCACUGCCUUCGUCCUUGGUCAGCGAUCUGUGGCCUUGGAGCUCUGCGCUAAGGCCUUCGAGGCCCAGAACCCAGACCCCACAGCGCCUGUGGUGCUGCUGAGUGAGCCGGCCUGUGCCCACGCCCUGGAGGCCUUGGCCACCCUUCUGCGCCCACGGUACCUGGACCUGCUUGUCUCCAGCCCAGCUCUUCCCCUGCCAGUGGGCUCCGUCAAUCCAGAUCCUGAGCCCCUGGAGCGUUUUGGGCGCCACUUCCCCCUGGCUCCAGGGAGGUGUUUGGAAGAGUAUGGUGCCUUCUAUGUGGGGGGCUCUGAGGCCGUCUCUGACCCUGACCUUGACCCAGACCUGAGCCGGCUGCUCUUGGGCUGGGCACCAGGGCGGCCCUUCUCCUCCUGCUGCCCAGACACAGGGCGGACUCAGGAUGAAGGUGCCCGGGCUCUGCGGCUAAGAGCACGUAGACGCUAUCUGGUAGAGAGGGCCAGAGAUGCCCGUGUGGUGGGGCUGCUGGCGGGCACGUUGGGUGUGGCCCGACACCGUGAGGCACUGGCACAUUUGCGGAACCUGACACGGGCUGCUGGCAAGCGUAGCUAUGUGUUGGCCCUGGGGCGACCCACGCCUGCCAAGCUUGCCAACUUCCCUGAGGUGGAUGUCUUUGUGCUGUUGGCCUGUCCUCUGGGUGCCCUAGCCACCCAGCCUUCUGGCAGCUUCUUCCGGCCUGUAUUGGCACCGUGUGAGCUGGAAGCUGCUUGCAACCCUGCAUGGCCACCUCCAGGCCUGGCUCCCCACCUCACACAUUACGCGGACUUAUUGCCUGGCUCUCCCUUCCACGUGCCCCUCCCUCCACCUGACUCGGAGCUGUGGGACACCCCAGAUGUGUCACUCAUUACUGGGGACCUCCGGCCCCCACCUGCCUGGAAGCCAUCAACUGAUCCUGGAUGCUCAGCCCUAACCCCGAGGCCCCAGCUGGAGCUGGCUGAGAGCAGCCCUGCAGCCUCAUUCCUUAGUUCCCGGAGCUGGCAGGGACUGCAACCCUGUCUGGGUCAGACGCCGGUGACGGCAGCUGUGAGCGGAAGGCGAGGGAUUGCCAUCGCCUACGAGGAUGAGGGAAGCAGCUGAUACCAUGUGGGGCCAGAGCCACAGGUGGACUUAAGACCUUUAGUGCUCCCUGCACCAACCCCACUCUUCUGCCAGGAUCCUUGAAGGAGCCUCUCACUGAGGCAGCCCCUCACUGGGGAUAGGAUUCAGCUCUUCCUGUCCUGUCCUGGCGCUGGCACAAGGCUUAGCACAUAUUGGCUUAGUAAAUAUCUGUUGUUUGACUGAUGGGGAAACAGCUUUGGGUCUUCCCUGAAGCCUUCUGGGCCAUCUGUUCUCCUGGGAACAACAGCACAAGACAGUUGAGGGUCUGCCUUUGUUAAAGGCAGGUGCUAAAUGGUUUAGACCAUGGUUUCUCAAUCUUGGCACAGUUGACACUUUGGGCCAGAUAAUUAUUUGUUGUGAGGGGCUGUCCUGGGCAUUGUAGGAUGUUUAGCAUCAUCUCUGGUUUCUGCCCAGUAGGUUCCGGUAGCAUGCCCCUCCCCAGUUGUGAUGACCAGAAAUGUCUCCAGAUGUUGGCAAAUGUCCCUUAUGGGGGCAAAAGCAUCCCCAGUUGAGAACCACUGGUCUGCACCUAUGCUGUCCAAUACAGUAGCCACAUGUGGCUGUUCAAACAUAAAUUUGAAUUAAGUAAGAUUAAAAACUCAGUUUCUCAAUCACACUAAUCACAUUUCAGUGCUCAGAUAGCCACAUGAGAGGACAGUGUAGCUAUAAGACAUUUCCAUCAUUGCAUAAAGUUCUGUCGGGCAGUGCUGGUCUACACUGACUCCAAUUUGUUUCUCAGGGAGAUCACAGAAAUUUGAAUAAACCAGAUAAUUUUU